GGUCCAGUCGGCGGCGGCGGUUGAGCUGAGCUGAGCUAGCUGGCUAUAGUAGCUGCCUGCAUCUCAACCUCAGUCAAUUGAGCAAAGCAUCCAGAGCCCCUUUUGCAAGUUGAUUGUCGUCGAUAAUCGCCUGUACCUCUCGAUAGGCUUCGAAACCGUCUCGCCCUAUACGCGCGCGCUCCUGCCGCCACCUUCUCGGUAGUUGGCAAGGUCCUUGACCGUAGGCGCAAUGUGAGACACGAGUCUCGCGUCCACACCACCCUCCCACGCCUCCAUCGCGAACGAUACAGUAACCGAGCUUGCCUCGCCGUCCCACGGCUUGCCGGCUGCGCCCCAUGAUGCCGGCGCACACGUCGCGCGCCCGCGCCAUGUCCCGCUUAUGGGCAAGCGACGAGGAACUCGCCAAGAAGGACGACGACCACCUCCCAGUCCGCCAGCAUCAGCACCAGCACCAGGGCCCCAACGGACAAUGGCAGGCAGCCGUUCGAACCCCCCGCCGCCGCUCCGUGGCGAGGCUGCUCGCCUACAUCGCCGUCGCCCUCCUCCUCUUCUACGCCCUGUCGCAAGCUUUCACCUCAAGUCCGCACGGAGACACCUCCGACCUGAUUCCAUCAUCAACCUUCAACGGUCGGCCCCCUCCCGGACGAGGCUCGACAGGCUCUACCGAAGAAGCGCACGAUGCGGCAUCGAGUGUUCAAAAGCCAAAGACAUACAAUGGCGCCAUCAAGUUGCCAGGCCUGGGCCAAUCCCUUCACGCCAUAGCAGCGACGGAAGGGAAAAAGCCCAAGAAUCGCAAUGUCCUCUUUGCGGCCGCAAGCCUCAAGAGCGCAUCCGCGCUUCUGCCCUUGGCUUGUCAGAUGGCCUUGGAGAGGCGGAACUAUGUUCACUUUGCGUUCAUGGGGCGGAGUGACGUUCCGCUGCAGGAGCUGGUCAAGAUCAACGGCAUUGACGACACAUGCCAAAUGAUCUUGCACGACGCGAGGCCCGACCACGCCGUUGACUCGACGGAGCAGCGGAUGGCGCUGUGUUCCGCGCGCGCCAUGUAUCAUAUCAACACGUACAUGCAUCCGCAGGCUAUUUUCAUCGACUCGACGUCGGCCGAGGAGUCGUACUUUCUGCGCGGACUCCGCGAUCAGACGCGGGGCACCGCAUCCGCCAUCAUAGAGCUCCCAGAAAGACCCGGGAUGCGUCUAGCCUGGAUCACCAAGCUGGACUCAGCGGCACUGGCUGCCUGGGACAAGAUCACCAUCGACAUCCUCGUCCAAGCCCCGACAAGCGGUGCCGGGAACAUCAUGCGCCUGCUGACCUCGCUAUCGCGGGUGGACAUAGCCGCUGUGCCUGUGCCGCACUUGACGGUCGACCUUCCGCACAAGACGGAGCGGCAGACCGAAAAGUUCCUCGCCGACUUCCAGUGGCCACCGCGGACAGGCGCCAACGCCCAUCUCCCAAACAUGCUCUCCUUACAUCGCCGCAUCCCGCGCACGAAACUAUCUGCAGAGGAGAGUUCUGUGAGGUUCCUAGAGUCGUUCUGGCCCAAGUCGAAAAGCCACUCCUACGUGCUGGUGUUGUCACCUCACACCGAGGUGACUCCCCAGUUCUUGCACUAUCUCAAGUUUAGCAUCCUGCAUUAUCGACACUCAAACAGUGCAGCCGUCCAAGAUUGGGAUGCGCAGAUGAUGGGUCUCAGCUUAGCGACGCCGACCAAGCUGCUGGACGGGUCGUCACCAUUGGCAGCGCCCGCUCCUGGCGAGGGCGCAGGGUCGUCGUUCCUUUGGCAAGCACCUCUCAGUGACGCCAUGGUCAUCCCAGGGGACAAGUGGAUGGAACUGCACGGGUUCAUCUCACACAUCCUCGAACUACAGGCCUUGUCCACAGAGUCGCCGCCUCUGCUGGCCCACAAGGAGAUCAGCAAGAAGUACCCGUCAUGGCUAGAGUAUGUGUUGCAACUCUCGCGCAUACGUGGGUACUACUGCGUGUAUCCCGGGCAGGAGACGUCGAGGGUGGUGGUGGGCGUGCACAAUGACCUCCCCGACGUGCCGGAAGAGUACAGCGAAGACGACGAAGCGCGACGCGAUGCCAUGGGAGAAGACGUGGGUGAUGAUGCAACCGCCGUCUUCGAGCCUCACUGGCAUGUGGACAUUCUACACACUCUGCCAAACGGUGGCAAAUUGCCAAACUUGAGAAGCCUCCCCAUGCUCAGCUGGGACGGCAAGGAAUCCUCCGCGACAGCAUUGGACGACGAUGCCGCAGCCUACCGCGCGCGGUUCAUGACAGAGGUGGGCCCAUGCAAGGAUGAGCAGCUGGAACGGCAACCGCACACCUUUGCGGACGACUUAUUUUGCUACAUGUGAUCAGCGGGCCUCUUCCAUUGCAUAAUAGGGGCGAGUCAAAUCAUUGGGAUGGGGCGUUUAGGAUAUACCAUCGGGCGCGUACGUGCUUGCAUAGCAUAUAUAUCUAUCACUGGGUCAUGACACUUGGCAACGCAGAACUACAUGAUUUUCCAAUCUUUUAUCUCAACUUCAAAUUUCACUUGACAGGUUCCGCCUCCUCGUUCUGCGCGGUCGCCAGGAGCACGACGCAUGUGCCGACGAUGCAACUGGCCAGCACGCCGAGGCUGAGUUGCGUCUUCAACCCCGUCUGCACAAUGGCCACGCGUCGACUGUACUGGUUCACUGUGCCUGCACACCUCCAAGUCAGUCGUUUUCCGCCUCGCAAGACUUUCAUAGAGUCUCGGAUCGUGCAGAGAGAAAACUUACGGAUGUAG
Emericellopsis atlantica is the source of this 2764-nucleotide messenger RNA. RefSeq lists its product as uncharacterized. The record is from RefSeq and is a predicted model, not a curated record. The transcript has 3 exons. The coding region runs from base 336 to 2351 and encodes 671 amino acids. NCBI's taxonomy places the organism in Eukaryota, Fungi, Ascomycota, Sordariomycetes, Hypocreales, Bionectriaceae.